UGUAUGUACUUAUGUCGAAUAUGAAUUUUUUAUCGUUCGCUUGCUGAUGUGUUGUGCCCAAAAAUGCCUUUGGUACUUGCGUUUGCCAAAAACAUCGUUGCACAGUUGCGUUUGAAUCUCUGCUCGCAACGGUCGUACGUCUUUUUUGGUUGUAUAGCGCGCAUAUCUGGCGCGGGUUUCAAGUUCACAGUGCGGGAGCAUUAGUGAGUAAUGCGGUUGUACACAACUUCCAUUCGAAAUAUAUGUGCUAGUGUAAAGUUGAAGUUCAUAGUGCAGUGCUUUUAACUUUACUCUUAGGAAGCUAAUGAUAUGCAAAUGUGUUUCGUGUAUUUUUGCCAAAAAUGUGAUUUAAAAGGUUUCCUAAGGGCUAAACGAACAUAUUGCAAUAAAUUUCAGUCAUAUGAAUAUCGUGUUCGAAUUAUGAAACUUUAGUUACCAAAUAAUUUGUCUCCUAUGUGAAAAAAGCCUUCUUCUACUAAUAUACUAAGUACAAAGAUUAUCUGGAUACUACUUUUUUAUGCACACUAAGUACCUGCAUAAAUACAAAGUUUUAUAUUUGAAGCAAUAGCCCCAAAGCGCGAAGGAAACAAAACUUUAUCCAUUAGCCACUUUUACAGUCAGUUUGGACCACCUGCACAUGGAUAUAUAAAAUAAAUACAAAUUGCAAAUGAAUAUCUAAACCAAGUACCUUCUGCAUGCAAUGUACAAAAAAUAUUAAAUAAAAAUGGAGCGUGACGAAAAGCUUUCACCUUCUGCAACAACAAAUCAAACAAUAGGCGCAGUGUCGGAUGCCAGCAUGAUGCUGCCUGUUCAAGCAGCUACAGACAGCAAGCCUAAGGCAACAAGUUCACAUACUCCGUCGCCAUUACAAACGCUAGUAACGGCGCCACCUUUGCAGCCACUGGUGCAAACAUUUACCACACCGUUGCAUCGAAAAAAAGGUCGUUUAGAACGCUCAGAGCGCUUGCAAACUGUUGACAACAGUACCGCUAAUUACAGCGCUGCCCACUCGAAUAACACAACGACAACGCCAACACCAACAUUAACAUCCUAUUCAGCUUGGGAGGCUUUGGUUAAGGAAAGUUUCGGACAAAUUGCAUGGCCCAUUAAAAUUACUUCAUGGGAACUGGUUGACGACCAAGUGAAAAUUGUGCCAAACAGCUCUUCGGCUACGGAAUUAAUAUCAAGACGUGGUGUUUUUUCACGCCAUCAUUAUGGUUCAGUUGACCAACUACCACAAUCUGAAUUAGAUGGCCUAGAUCCGAAUUUUAAACGUUUUCGUAUUGAAAACGGCGAUUCGCUAGCGGAAAAGGAUGAGGUUUUCGGAUCACCCAGCACACCUAUCUUAGAAAAUCCUGAGCAUCAAACGCGGUGGUAUUUCAAAUACUUUUUGGGAAAACUUCACCAAAAUUAUGUCGGUAUGGAUACGGAAAAGAAUCCCUACUUUCUUUCGGUUGUGUCACAAGACUCGGGCCAUCAGGGUGCACCAAUGUAUCGGGCAAUAUUAUUUCGGAAACAGGGUACACAGAAAAUUGCGCUACCCUUUCAAUCUAAUCAAAAGCUAACUGUGAAACAAAUAUUGUCACAUUUUACUGGUAUGGAGGCAUCAGCUAAAAAUCCCAAAGAGAUAUUUACAGCCGACAUACAAAAGGACUUGCUACUACUUGAAGAGCAAGAGGGUUCAGUGAACUUCAAAUUCGGUGUGGUAUACAUGAAACCUGGUCAAGUUUGUGAUGACGAAAUGCUGAGCAAUCAAGAUGCAAGUAAAGACUUCGAGAGUUUUCUGCAUAUACUUGGGGAACGCAUACGUCUUAAAAGUUGGGAUCGCUUCCGUGGUGGAUUAGAUGUGAAAGGCGAUAUGACAGGCAAAUAUUCUGUCUACACACUAUAUGAAGGCCACGAAAUAAUGUUUCACGUCUCAACGCUCCUACCAUAUUCCCACGAUAAUCGGCAACAGGUGGAACGGAAACGACACAUUGGCAAUGACAUUGUAAACAUCAUUUUCAUUGAUCAGCCAACCGCAGACAAAACGAAUACACAGCAAAUGGAGGGCAAGGUGAAAGAUAACAGCGAAUUUAUACUGCCGACAGCGUUUGAUCCCACGUGGAUCAAGAGCCAAUUUACACAUAUAUUUGCGGUGAUUACAAAACUCAACAAUGCCUACCGUUUAGCAGUAUUUUGCGAUGAAAACGUGCCGCCGUUUGGUCCGACCCUUCCAAAUCCACCGGAAUUUACGGACAUUUCCAUGUUUCGGGAGUUUCUGCUUGUAAAAAUGAUAAACGCGGAAAAAGCCACUUUUCAAACACCAAUAUUUUCACAAAAAAGAGAAAGAACUUUGGAUAUGUUAAUAAAAGACUUAUACGAUGACUAUAUGGGUGAUGGUAAACUGAAUAUGCUAAAUAGACGCGCAUUCUCUGAAGUACUUUACGAUGUGCCCCGGACAUCAAAAUUGAAAGAGGACGCGCGGCAAAUAGAGUUCGUGCGUAUCGGUCAGGCACUGAAACUAGAGGCUAUCGUGAGAGGUGAUGCGCCAACCAGUAUUGCCUCCGCUAGCCCCUGCACAAUAUUUCGCAAUCCACCGUGGGAACCACAUUGUUUUUAUCCAACAUUUUUGCAUCGUGGAACACUGGCUGGCGACUCAUUCGGUUCCAACGAUGAAAGCUUAUUUAUUGCCACUGAUGACGGAACAUAUUUGAUGAAAGAGGAUCAAUCGCAUCAGUUAAUCUUCGACAAGACAUUUCAAGUGCGGCAACUGAGCGUACUGGAAGAGCAUGGAAUUGUACUCAUACGUGGUGGUUCACUAACUAAUCGUGAUGGUCAUCGCAUUCACGUCUUUCGUUUGCGUGAAUUUUUGCCUAGAAAUGGCGAGGAAACUUUGCGUUGCCGCAGUCGUGCGGAGGUGAAGGAACGCCGUAUCGAACGCACACGCGGAUGCCAUUUGUUUGCGAGUUCACGUAUUAGUGGCGGCCAUUUGAGGUUGAUGGUGGCAGUCAACCGCAAACUACAGUUAUUCCAAUGGAAGCACUCAGCCGCUUGGGCGUCGUGGUGUCCGGAAAAUGACACAGAAACCGUGGAAGGUUUCAUUUACCAAAAAGAAAUCACGCUGUGUGAAUCGCCAAGCAUAAUAACGCCGCUGGAGGGACCGACGAACACAAACGCGGGUGGACUAAUUUGCGUGGGCUACAAAUACCAUUACGAAAUUGUCUGUGAUCAAACGGGAACAGCCAAUAGACUUUAUGAUUUAGAAUCGGCAAAGAGAAAUCAAGCACAAUUGACGGCGGCCAUUGAACUCUGUGAUGGCAUGGAAACAGAAUUACUAUUGUGCUAUAAUCACACAUGCCACUUUCAAAAGUUAACCGAUCGGUCUGGCACAAAAAAUAACUUCGACUUCCACUGGAACACAUCACCGACCGCAGUUGUGUGUGCGUUUCCAUAUAUACUUGGUUUCACAUCCGACUCAAUGGAAAUUCGUCUAUUGGUGAACGGUAACUUAGUGCACACCACAAUAAUGCCAGAAUUACAACUGAUAACCUCUAAGCGAGACAUAUUUUUUGUUACAACGGCCCCAGAAUUUAUGUCUAAAGAUCUUCAUAUUAAAGGUUUGCAUAUAAAUGAAUUUUCAGCAUCGGAACGUCGCUUGGCCACCACGCCGAGCGAAGCAUCUUCUAACGAAGAACUCUCUCAAGGUGAAUUGCUUUGCUCAACUCCCAAAGACUUACCGAUAAAUCCAGAACAUGAACUAACAAAUUUGCUAGAGAUACCGAAUGCCAGUGGAUCAUUACCACACAUACAUCGAGCACGUUCGCUCCAGAAAACCCACAAUGUGUAUGAAGAUAAGCCGGUUAUAGCUAAAAGUAACUCUUGCGGCGACACAGAUAACCGUUUUAGUGGAUUACGCAGCACUUCAAUUGUUGGUGAACACUUACAGCAACAGCAACUGAUACCACAUGGUGUACCGCCCAAUUCGCCGCGAAACAAUAACAGCGGCAGCAGUAAUAGCAAUAGCAGUAAGGGCAGCCAACAAUCGCCCAUGUCGCCCACCAGGCGAACUUCUAAGUAUCGAAAUAUCUUCAAUAGUGUAACAAGCAGUGGUAGUGGUGGUGCUAAUUCACCUAAUCUCACUGAUGGUUGUUCUCGUUCCCCAGAUCGUAUGAAGCCAUUGCGUGUCUACCGCAUUCCACUCGUCAAAUUGACUGGUGCUCAUUCACACUUCCACAUGAAUGCAUUCAAUGCAACAGCAACCGCUGGCGUUGCACCUCAGACACAUCCAACACAGCAUCUAAGUGCGUUGUCGAUGACGAAGCGCCAAAAGUCUGUGGAUACACAUCUGCCAUUGUCGAUGAGCAGCUACACCGGUAUUUUGUAUCAUGAAUGACAAAAACGCGAAAUGAAAUCGAAUGUGAAUGAGAUUACGUCCGCAGCCGGCAACACAAAGCAACUUCCACUGCGACAGGCACAAGAAACAUUGAUAGCAACACCCUUAAUACGGGAACAAAACCCCUUGGAUCUUCAAUUUGCUGAGCGCGACCGUUAUGACGACAAUAAAUUUCGUGAGGACGAUGAAGCAUUCGCCGACGAAGUUCCACUACUGCAAAACGGCGGAUCCAAUGCAUUCAGAAUGCGCAAGAGUAAACCAACGUCAUCACCAUCAAAUGAGGUACAAAUGUGGCUGACGAAGGAGCUACGCAGGUUUCAGAAAAAUCUCUCACAAGAAAACUAGUGAGAAAGUUAUAGUGAAUGGAUGAGGAAUUAAAAUUAUCUGCAGACGAAUAACGCACAUAAAAGUGUAACUCAUUUAUAACUUAAGCAAAAUUACUAAAAUUCUUUAUCUUCACAAUAAGUCAGGAUAGAAAGUACGACAUUCCUCGUAAUAUUUACAUGUGUUUAUUCUGCAGAAUUUCAAAAACAUUUUGUUAUAUUUUUGUGUAGUCUUCGCCUACGCCUUCUUCAAGUAAACCGCCCACUCAUGAAUUCAUAUUACAUUUACUACUGAGGUAUUUAAAUGGUGCUUUUUACAGUUGUCGAACAAUUAUUUCAAAUAAAAAAUAGAAGGUUGAACGAAACGCAAAACUGAUACAAGCUUAUUGCUCCAACCAGAGAAGGCGAUUUCGUCGCUGGAUUUCAAUAGGCUAGCUCUAUAGGUAGUUUAUCAACAUAGUCCACUGACUUGUCGCACUCUCAAAAAAAUUUUAGAAAACUUCUACGUUUGGUACUGAAAUGAAGUAGUAAAUAACCAAUUUUUUUUAAGAACUUGCAUCUGGAGAGCAGUCAUCUCGAAAUAUGGAAGCCACUAUAUUUGGUAUAAGUGUGAUAUGAGAUUGAAAAAUUAUUUAAUGAACUAUGUACGAGUAUAUCCAUUCUUACUUAAUUUAUCAGUAUUUAAGAGAGUUUUCUUUCGUGUGGCUGUUUAUUUUUGAAAGUUUUUUGGAAAGUUGUUUCUAAUAUUACAUUUUAAGGCAUAUUAAAACAAAAUUAUAAUGAAGUUAAAUAAACGUCAAAUGUUAUAAAGUGCAAACAAUAAAAAAUACAUAUAUAUUUGUAUAAAAAAAUCUCUUUAAAAAUGUGUUACAAAUGUUUAUAUAAAAUAAAAAAAUAUAUAUACGUAAUAUACGUAAGAAUAUGUAUAAUAUAAGUUGAUUAUGCAUAGUGCAGUAUGAAUAUUAGUCCUUAUGAAUGUGUUCCGCUUCAAAUUUUCUAUUCUACGUUUAACAAAACCUUUUAAUUAAAGGCACAUAAUUCCUAAACUAUUGAAUUAGCACAGUAAAAAUUUAAUAUACUUUCACAAAGAGAUUACAAUAGCUGUCUUCGAUUCGCCAAAUGUUAAAGAGUAGCGAAAAUAGAGUAGAGGGGUUCAAACAAAAUGGCACCACUUGCAACCCUGCGCUAACAUGUCUUCUGGCGCAUGGGAAAUAGUGUAAUGAUUCUUUCUUAGUGAAGAAAUACAAUAAAAAGAUUUUUUUUUUUCAUUUAUCAUUUGAACCAUUCGCAAUAGUUAAACUGUAAAAUAUGCAUAAACAAAGCUUAAUAGUAUUGAAGGCAGUAACGGCGAAUCGAUGAUAUAC
This is a messenger RNA of Bactrocera dorsalis (oriental fruit fly), 6062 nucleotides long. Its product is annotated as GTPase-activating Rap/Ran-GAP domain-like protein 3. Lineage: Eukaryota; Metazoa; Arthropoda; Insecta; Diptera; Tephritidae. The record is from RefSeq and is a predicted model, not a curated record. Gene Ontology annotation, molecular function: GTPase activator activity. The transcript is spliced from 16 exons. The coding region runs from base 725 to 4375 and encodes 1216 amino acids. Gene Ontology annotation, cellular component: cytoplasm. Gene Ontology annotation, biological process: regulation of small GTPase mediated signal transduction; activation of GTPase activity.